Molecule: messenger RNA, 2408 nt
Organism: Dendrobium catenatum
Lineage: Eukaryota; Viridiplantae; Streptophyta; Magnoliopsida; Asparagales; Orchidaceae
Product: putative disease resistance protein RGA3
Exons: 2
Biological process (GO): defense response to other organism
Molecular function (GO): ADP binding
Source: RefSeq, a predicted model, not a curated record
UAUCUAUAGUGGGCCAUGGUGGUAUGGGGAAAACAACUCUCUUGCAACAUGUCUAUGAAGAUGAAACGACUAAGGAGUUUUUUGAUCUUAAAAUGUGGGUUUGCGUUUCCAACAGCUUUGAUGCGAAAAAAGUCAUUGCAGAUAUGUUAUCAACUCUUAAGGAGAGGCCUCGUUUGGACGAAUCACUUGAUGCACUUCAAAAUAGUCUUAGGACUGAGAUUAUGUCCAAGAAGUUCUUACUUAUUCUGGAUGACAUUUGGGAGGAUGAGGAGAAGCAGGAUAUCAGCAAAUGGGAGAAGGUGCUCGCCCCUAUGGCUUAUGGGAAAAUUGGUAGUGGGAUUUUGGUAACAACUCGAAUGGACUCAGUUGCAACUAUGAUUGCAAAGGUCAUUAAAAAGAAGACGGAAAUAUUUAGGCUGAAGGGCUUGAGAGAAGAUCAGUGUUUGCAGCUCCUCAAUUCUCAUGCAUUUGCUGAUGUAGAUAAUCCUAAUGAUUAUAAAAGAUUAAGAUCCAUUGCUAGAGAGAUAGUUAAAAAGUUUUCAGGAUCUCCAUUGGCUGCAAAGGUCAUCGGUGGUGUUUUGAAUUCUAGCUUGGAUGAAAGACAUUGGACAAAAGUUUUAAAUAGUGAUUUUGUAAGUCCAAAUUUGGGUCACAAUGACAUCUUUCUCAUUUUAAGAUUGAGCUAUAUGUUCCUCCCAAAACAUCUACGAAAUUGUUUCGCAUUUUGUUCUAUAUUUCGACAAGAUUACAUGUUUGAUAAAGAUGAUUUAGUCCGAAUGUGGAUUGCGUUGGGUUUCAUUCAGCAACCUCAUGAUCAAGAAUGGACUAUGGAGGAUAUUGGAGGAAUGUAUUUUGAUGUUUUGGUUAAAAAAUCUUUCUUUGAUAAGUUUGGAGAUUAUGGACAAUACUACUACAAGAUGCAUGAUUUAAUACAUGAAUUGGCACAAUCAGUUUCCAUGCAUGAAUGUUUAAGAGUCGAGGAUGGUACAAAUUUGUCUUCUAUAAUUCCUAAGACUCUUCGACACAUGUCUGUUCAAACUACAAAUCCAGAAAUCAUAAUAAAGAUUGGGAAGUUUAAAUAUUUACAUUCUGUUUUCUUGUUCUAUGAAGCUUCUAAUCAGGAUCUUUGCAAUGCACUUAUUGAAGUAUUCAAAGCAUCGAGAAGCCUACGCUUAUUAUAUAUACGGGAUUCAAAAGACUCGAAAAAAAUACCUGAGGAGAUUGGAAAUUUGAUACAUCUUCGAUAUUUGAAUAUUUACAAUAAGAAGUUUCAAAUGCUGCCAAGAUCUCUAAGUAAUCUCUAUCACUUGCAAUACAUAAUCUAUCAUAUUCCUUGUUUCCCAAGCCAAUAUAAUGUUGAUGAUUUUUUACCAAGUGGCAUUAAUAGCCUUUCUAACUUACGUUAUGUGAAAUUUCCCGGAGUUUGUAGUACAUCGAUAUGUGGGAUUGGGAAGCUAAAGUCUCUUCAAGAACUUAAUAUGUUUGAUCUUAAAAAUGCGAGUGGUUAUAGAAUUGGAGAGCUGGAGAAUAUGAAUGAUGUCCCCUUCGUCAAGUCUCUGUGCCUUCAUAACAUGCCGAAAGUAAAAUGGCUGGAAAGUAAAUUUAAUGGGAAUGAAAAAUACCAUGCCUUUCCAUUGCUAGAGGUUUUACGUAUUUCGAAUUUAGAAGCAUUAGAGGAUUGGUUUGAGGCAGGAGUAGCUGCUGAAGAUGGAUGUUUCUUUCGUUGCUUAAUUAAACUAUAUCUAUAUAAUUGCCCGCAGUUGCAAGAGUUGCCCUCUUUGCCUUCUAAGCUCAAGAGGUUGGCGAUAAAUAAAAUUGGGUGGACGACUUUGAAUUUUUGUAGCAAUUCAAAUCCUAUUCCCCUUCAAUCAUUAUGGGUCAAUAAGUGUCCAAACAUUACAUCUCUUCCAUUGGCUGAUGAAAUAGCAAGACUUGCAGCACUAAGAGAAUUGACGAUUACAAAGUGCCCAAAUCUGAUCUCUCUGGGAAGAUAUCGAGAAGUGGAGACCACUAAUAAUUGCCAUCUCAUGCUCAGCGAUCUUACCAUAAGUGAUCCAUCGGUGUUGCUAAUGGAGCCAUUGAGAAGUAUCGCCUCCUUAAAAAUGCUGAUUAUUUCCGAUAAUGAUGAGGUGGUUUCAUUUCCAAAUGAGUUGGAGCAGUGGUUUCUGAAAGUUAGGUCUUCUCUUUCUAGGCUGGAAUUUUCAUCUCUCAAAUCCUUACAGUCUCUCCCUUCCUCCUUGGAAAGCUUAUCUUCACUUCAGGAUCUAGCAUUUUCAUGUCUCAAAUCCUUACAGUCUCUCCCUUCUUCCUUGGAAAGCUUAUCUUCGCUUCAGGAACUAUCUAUUUGUGAUGUUCCUAUGCUUCGGGAUUUACCGAACCUUCCUCCCUCUUUGGAAAGCCUAUGUAUU